Molecule: messenger RNA, 2480 nt
Organism: Monomorium pharaonis (pharaoh ant)
Lineage: Eukaryota; Metazoa; Arthropoda; Insecta; Hymenoptera; Formicidae
Exons: 6
Coding region: 1187-2122 (311 amino acids)
Molecular function (GO): oxidoreductase activity
Source: RefSeq, a predicted model, not a curated record
GAGAUGUCGCUAUUGCGGUAGUCGUGCAUGUCAUUGCGAACCAGCCGUAAUCAGCCGUAAUCGUACAUUAAGCGUAGUCUACAAUGAAGAUUUAAGCUUUAAGCCUUAAAAAAUUGACCAAUCACAGUCGAUUUUUAUAAAAAUACUCAAUUGUGAUUAGUCAAUUUCUUAUGGAUUAAAGCUUAAGUCUUCAUUGUAGACUACGCCUUAGACCUGAUUAGACCUUUUGGGAAGCAUUAGAAAAGAUAUCCACUUUACACUUCAAAUUGAAAAUUAAGGAUGUUAACAAUUUUACAGAUAGAUUCUCUCAAACAGCGUCUAUAAUAGAAAAAAAUUUAUCUAUUUUUAAAUCUGCUUGUGAUCAUAUAGAUGAAGUUACCAAUCUUCUUGAAUACUUAUAUAGUGUCAGUACAAAAAUGAUGUUUAAUCGUAAGUUCGAUACAAUAAUAUUUUUGUGGUUGGUAACUGUCACACUAUAAUAUUAUCAGUGUUAUUAAUUUUAUAUUAUUUACUUUCUAAAUCAUAAUCAGUGGAUAUUCACUGGCAGACAGUUAUAAGUAUGCAGUCGCAUACUUACAACUGUGAUAAUCAGUGAUUCACUGUUUCAGUCACUUUCACUUCAGAAUUAGUAUAUAUAUAGUCAUUGAAAGAUCCAUGUAUUUAUUUUAUUGAUUGAUAAUCAGUAAAUCAUUGUAAGUAUAUCACUGAUAGUCAUUUACAAUCACUGAAAGUGUAUUUUUACUGAUUUUAUCAAGUUUUUACCGAUUGUGAUUUAGAGAGUAUACAAAAAAUAUACCAAUGAGAGAAACACAUGUCAAAUUGCUUAUAAAGAAAUUCUUAUUUUCUAGAUAAUUUCUGUAGUGUUGAUGAUAUAAAUAUGAUAUAUGUAAUGUUUAUUACAUCCAAAGAAAAGCACAUUUCAUCAUUUUUAGAAAUAGCCAUAAUGUAAUUAUUCCUAAUAAAAAUAAUAUAUUUUUAAAUGAUAUUAAACUAUUAUAUAUAAAUUCUUAUUAUAUUAAAAUUGACAUCCAUUAAUAUUUGAUAAAUAUUAAUAUUUUUUAGCAAUAAUUUUUACAUGGAAUGUCACAAUGCACCUUAUAAAUCAUUAAUUUCAAGUAAAUAUAUUUAAAUUAUUUAAGAAAAUAAUGCUUUAAUUUAUUAAUCAUUUUUCUUUAAUUUUAUAAUCAUGAUUUUUUUAAUUUACAUAGAGUACAUCACUAAAAUGAUUGUGUUCGAAGAUUCAGACUUGUAUGCAUUUAUUAGCUAUUUAAAGAUUAAAUCUUAUCUCCUGUUAAAAGUACAUAGAAUUAUGGUUCAAGAAUCAAUAAAAAAAAAAUUUCAAUGGCUCUUAACACAAAGUUUUAACUAUUUCCCAAUCGUGGAUUCGAUCAUUGUUGUAUUUCAUUCAAUGGAAGAAUUAUUGGACAUUUCAAAAGAUUUUCAAGAUCUUUCAGAAUUCCCAAAUUUAAGUUUAAUGUCUAUAUGGUUAGAAGAUAUUGUAGCUGCAAAAAUAUUAGCAAUGAAAUUAAACAAAAAUGUUACAUUCAUAAAUGCAAACUUCGAAUUUUGUAAUGGUAUCGUAUUUCCUCUCAGAAAAAAAUCUAAUUUCGACUUGCUUCAGUCGAAUAUUUCUAAUGCAUUUGAAACUUUAGGAGAUAAAAUAAAUUUAGACACGUGUACAAGUUCAGUUUACAAUCUUUUUUAUGAUGGCAAGUGGCAAAUACCUGUAAAGGGAACGUAUUGGAUAUAUGAUAACAAUAUAUGUGCACAGACAACAUGGGAGGAUUUAAACAGAUGCAAAAAAUCAGCUGAGAAAGCAAGUAAAAAUUGGAGAAUUUUACCUAUGUCUUCUAGAAUAGAAAUCUUGAACAAUCUUUCAACUGCAUUACAUUGUAAUGGCAAAUUUCAACUUGCAAUGGAAAUAAAAGAAUGGCUACAAUAUUUAAAGACAUUUGAAAAUACACUAUCCUGUUAUCAAGAUGAAAAAUUUGAGAUAAGUAAUAUUCAUACGGCAAAAGGCAUCGUUACUCUUAUCAAUAAAGAUGAAAGUACUUUAUUCUGUCAUCUGACGUUUGCUUUAACUCUUGGAAAUUGUGUUAUAAUAAAACUUCGAGUAUUUUAGCACCAUAUUUUAAUAUAUUUUCAACAGCUGGGAUACCGCCAGGUGUUGUAAAUUUGUUAUCAAAUAGAGAUAUAGAAGAGUUUCCUACUUGUGAUAAGUCAAUCUCUUCAUUAAAUAUUGACGAGUUAACAGAAACAUUAAAUAAUAUAUGUAUAUAUUGUACUUUAUCGAAUCAAAUUAUACUCCCUCUUAAAUAAUUUUAAUAACAUUUGCUCUAUUUAACAUAUGCUUUAUAAUAUUUGAUUUAUGCGCAUACAAAUAAAAAUACAAAUUUUAAUUCAUUUAAUUAUAUUCUUAAAAUAAGUUCUUGUCAUGUAUUUUACCAAUAUUUUAAAAUAAAAUUGAUCGUAUAAUGUCA